This is a messenger RNA of Beta vulgaris subsp. vulgaris (sugar beet), 2398 nucleotides long. Its product is annotated as succinate dehydrogenase [ubiquinone] flavoprotein subunit, mitochondrial. The record is from RefSeq and is a predicted model, not a curated record. Gene Ontology annotation, biological process: mitochondrial electron transport, succinate to ubiquinone; tricarboxylic acid cycle. NCBI's taxonomy places the organism in Eukaryota, Viridiplantae, Streptophyta, Magnoliopsida, Caryophyllales, Amaranthaceae. The transcript has 16 exons. Gene Ontology annotation, molecular function: electron transfer activity; succinate dehydrogenase (quinone) activity; flavin adenine dinucleotide binding. Bases 174 to 2081 code for a protein of 635 amino acids.
UAUAUUUACCAUUAAACCUUGGAACUAAUUUCGCAAAUUCGCCUCGCCUCCUUCAUUUCUCCUACUACUUAGAGAGGAGAGAGAAAGUAAAAAUAAAAACUCCACAAAAAGCAACUUCAUCCUCCAUAACCAAAAACACUGAUUGAGCAACAACAACAACAAGAAGAUAAAAGAUGUGGCGUUGCGUCACUCGUGGUUUUCGCUCUCAUUCAUGGAAAACCUCAAACAAUCCUUCGAUCUCUUCUCAAUCUCCUUUUUCCAGAUUAUUUUCCUCCGAAUCUAGUGCGGUAGGUGGCGCCAGCUACACGGUAGUAGACCAUACCUACGAUGCGGUUGUGGUAGGUGCAGGUGGUGCAGGUUUACGAGCCGCUAUCGGAUUAUCGGAACACGGAUUUAACACAGCUUGCAUUACUAAGCUUUUCCCUACUCGUUCUCACACCGUUGCUGCUCAGGGUGGAAUCAAUGCUGCCUUGGGUAAUAUGACUGAAGAUGACUGGAGAUGGCACAUGUAUGACACAGUGAAAGGAAGUGACUGGCUAGGUGACCAGGAUGCCAUACAGUAUAUGUGCAGAGAGGCACCAAAAGCUGUAAUUGAGCUUGAAAACUAUGGCUUACCAUUCUCUCGUACAGAAGAUGGGAAGAUAUAUCAACGUGCAUUUGGUGGUCAAAGUUUGAACUUCGGGAAAGGGGGGCAAGCAUAUCGCUGCGCUUGUGCCGCUGAUCGAACAGGCCAUGCUUUAUUGCACACUUUGUAUGGGCAAGCUAUGAGGCAUAAUACACAAUUUUUUGUAGAAUAUUUUGCAUUGGACCUUCUUAUGGAUGACGAAGGUUCUUGCCAAGGUGUAAUUGCUUUAAAUAUGGAAGAUGGGACAUUGCACAGAUUCCGCUCUAAGUCAACAAUUCUGGCUACUGGGGGUUAUGGUCGAACAUAUUUUUCUGCAACUUCUGCACAUACAUGUACCGGAGAUGGCAAUGCAAUGGUUGCACGUGCUGGCCUUCCAUUGGAGGAUCUUGAAUUUGUGCAGUUCCACCCAACUGGUAUCUACGGUGCUGGAUGCCUAAUCACUGAAGGAUCCCGUGGUGAAGGUGGCAUUCUGAGAAAUAGCGAGGGUGAGCGUUUUAUGGAAAGAUAUGCUCCAACAGCCAAAGAUCUUGCAUCCAGGGAUGUUGUUUCUAGAUCUAUGACGAUGGAAAUUCGAGAAGGCCGUGGUGUAGGACCAUUGAAGGAUCAUAUUUACCUCCACCUGAAUCACUUGCCUCCAGAAGUACUUAAGGAAAGACUUCCUGGUAUCUCUGAGACAGCUGCUAUCUUUGCUGGGGUUGAUGUUACAAAGGAACCCAUCCCUGUCUUGCCAACUGUUCAUUAUAAUAUGGGUGGGAUUCCUACAAACCACCAUGGAGAGGUUGUCACCAUAAAAGGUAAUGACCCAGAUGCACUGGUUCCUGGAUUAUUGGCUGCUGGAGAGGCUGCUUGUGCGUCAGUUCAUGGUGCUAACAGGCUUGGUGCAAAUUCUCUUCUUGACAUUGUUGUUUUUGGUCGAGCUUGUGCCAACCGAGUUGCGGAGAUCAGUAAACCAGGGGACAAGCAAAAACCUUUGGCGAAAGAUGCUGGGGAGAAGACUAUCCAGUGGUUGGACAAAUUAAGAAAUUCAAAUGGUUCUCUUCCAACUUCCCAAAUCCGCCUAAACAUGCAACGAGUAAUGCAGAAUAAUGCUGCUGUCUUCCGCACACAGAGUACAUUGGAAGAAGGUUGUCAAUUAAUUGAUAAAACAUGGGAGAGUUUUCAUGAUGUCAAGGUCCAAGACCGCAGCUUAAUUUGGAAUUCUGACUUGAUGGAAACCAUUGAGUUGGAAAAUUUGUUGAUUAAUGCAUGCAUCACUAUGCACUCUGCUGAGGCAAGGAAAGAGAGCAGAGGAGCUCAUGCUCGUGAAGAUUUCACUACAAGAGAUGAUGAGAACUGGAUGAAACACACUCUAGGAUAUUGGGAGAACGAGAAGGUUAGACUAGAUUAUCGGCCAGUGCAUAUGAACACAUUGGAUGAUGAAAUUGAGACUUUCCCACCUAAAGCUCGUGUAUAUUGAUGUUCUCCAGCCUAAAGACUGCUUCCCGCAUCAAGUAGGGUAAAGAAAUUAACAACAGAAAUAAUAUAUUAUGAUAGACGAACAGGGGGGGGGGGGUGCUUGGGUGAAUUUCAUUCUUCAAUUGCAGUUAAAGGGGUGUUGCCCUUGAUGAAUUGAAUUUCUAGACGUUUCCUGCAAUAAUGAUUUUGACAGAUUUUGUUCGUUCAAUGUUUUGAUGAAAGAAGUGGAACAGUGACUUUGUAUCAACAAUUGUGAAGCAUAAUGUCUACCCUUUUGUAAUCCGCAUAAAGGUAAUAAGAAGCUAAAUUUGUUCUGAA